AUCGGUCUGUCAGAGCGGAACGUUCAAAACUUCUUCUCUCCACCAGCUUCCAGAGAAGCGUCUGUGAGCAGAUCUGAAGAGACUCGAGCCAGAGAGAAGCUUCCAGAACUGAGCAGAGGACUUUUCAACGAGUCAAACAUCUCACCUGAAUGGAAGCAUGUGGGCUCCUCACCGUGGUCUUUCCGGGGACUCUCUGGACACCCAGUGAAGGUUCAGUGAGAUAAAUCAGGCUCCUCACACGGUCGAAGAUGAGCUCAGCUCCAGAGGUCCUGCUCAAACUGCUGGAUGAUUUGCUGGUAGAGGACUUCAAAAGGUUCAAGUUCCACCUGAGCAAUAUUGGGGUCUUUGAAGGGUGCAGGCCGAUCCCAGCAGGACGACUGGAGACGCUGGACAAGCCGGACACAGCGAGACAGAUACACGACACCUACAGCGUCCACGCUCUGGAACUCACUAAAGAGGUUUUAACGAGAAUGAGAAAGAGUCGUAUCUGGGAUGAACACGCCAGAAACAUCUCAGGACCUGAAGGGGGAGCCGGCCCACUGAAGAGCUGUCAGGAAAAACUCAAGAGCAGCCUGAAGAAGAGAUUCCAGGAUGUGUAUGAGGGAGUCGCUAAACAAGGAGAGUCCACCGACCUGAACCAGAUCUACACCGAGCUCCACGUCACAGUGGGAGGGGCUGCAGAGGUCAACCAGGAGCACGAGGUCCGACAGAUCGAAGCCGCGUCCAGGACAGCAGGCAGACCAGAGACAAGCAUCAGGCCAGGAGACAUCUUCAGAGCCCCGCCUGGAAGAGCUCAGCCAAUCAGAACGGUGCUGACGAAGGGCGUGGCUGGCAUUGGGAAAACAGUCCUGACUCAGAAGUUCGCUCUGGACUGGGCUGAAGACAAAGACAACCAGGACGUCCACUUCAUAUUCCCAUUCACCUUCAGAGAGCUGAACGCCCUGAAGGACAAGAAGUUCAGCUUGGUGGGACUCGUCCAUCACUUCUUCACUGAAACCAAAAAAGCAGGAAUCUGCAUAUUUGAAGCCGUCCAGGUGGUCUUCAUCCUGGACGGUCUGGAUGAGUACCGAGUCCCUCUGAACUUCCAGAAGACUGACUUCCUGACUGAAGUGACAGAGUCCAGCUCAGUGGAUGUUCUGCUGAUAAGCCUCAUCAGGGGGAAACUGCUUCCCUCUGCUCGCCUCUGGAUCACCACACGACCUGCAGCAGCCAAUCAGAUCCCUGCGGACUGUGUGGGCAGGGUGACGGAGGUCCGAGGGUUCACCGACCCCCAGAAGGAGGAGUACUUCAGGAGGAGGUUCAGAGAGGAGGAGCAGGCCAGCAGGAUCAUCUCCCACAUCAAGACCUCCCGAAGCCUCCACAUCAUGUGCCACAUCCCGGUCUUCUGCUGGAUCACCGCCGAAGUCCUGGAGGAGGAGCUGAAGAGCAGAGGGGGAGGAGAGCUGCCCAAGACCCUGACGGAGGUGUACAUCCGCCACCUGGUGGCCCAGGCCAAAAUGAACAAUGUCAAGUACAAUGAAGAGGCUCUCUCAAGCGAAACCUGGAGUCCAGAGAGCAGGAAGAUGAUCAAGUCUCUGGGAAAACUGGCCUUCGAUCAGCUGCAGAAAGGAAACCUGGUCUUCCAUGAACCCGACCUGGCAGAGUGUGGCAUCGAUCUCCGAGCAGCCUCGCUGUACUCAGGAGUGUUCACAAAGACCUUUCAAAAGGAGAAAGGUGACCAGAACCCUGUCUUCUGCUUCACCCAUCUGAGCCUUCAGGAGUUUCUGGCUGCUCUUCGCGUCCAUCAGAAAUUCAUCAAAUCUGGAAUCAACCUCCUGGAGAAGAAAAAAUCGCUCAGGUGGACAAAAGUGCUAAAGAAGAAACCCAAUCUCCACCGUCUCCACCAGACUGCCGUGGACCAGGCCUUGAAGAGUCCAAAUGGACACCUGGACUUGUUCCUACGCUUCCUCAUGGGUCUUUCACUGGAGACCAAUCAGAGUCUCCUUCAAGAGCUGCUGACCCAGACAGGAAGUAGCUCGCAGGCCAAACAGGAAACAGUGCAGUACAUCAAGAAGAAGCUGAGUGAGAGUCUGUCUGCGGAGAGAAGCAUCAAUCUGUUCCACUGUCUGAAUGAACUGAAUGAUGGUUCUCUGGUGGAGGAGAUCCAACAGUCCCUGAGAUCAGGACGUCUGUCCACAGAUGGACUGUCUUCUGCUCAGUGGUCAGCUCUGGCCUUCAUCUUACUGUCAUCAGAUGAAGAUCUGAAGGAGUUUGACCUGAAGAAGUACUCUGCUUCAGAGGAGGCUCUUCUGAAGCUGCUGCCAGUGGUCAAAGCCUCCAGCAAAGCUCUGCUGAGCAGCUGUGGUCUGUCAGAGAGAAGCUGUGGAGCUCUGUCCUCAGUCCUCAGCUCUCAGUCCUCCAGUCUGACACAUCUGGACCUGAGUGACAACGAGCUGCAGGACUCCGGAGUGAAGCUACUGUCUUCUGGACUGGAGAGUCCUCACUGUAAACUGGAAGCUCUCAGUCUGUCAGGGUGUCUGGUCUCAGAGGAAGGCUGUGCUUCUCUGGUCUCAGCUGUGAGAUCCAAGUCCUCCCGUCUGAGAGAGCUGGACCUGAGCUACAACCAUCCAGGAGCCUCAGCAGUGACCCUCCUGUCGGCUGCCGUGGACGAUCCUCACUGCUCGCUGGAGACUCUCAGGGUGGACCGCUGUGGACAGCAGAGGCUCAAACCUGCUCUGAGGAAGUAUUUCUAUCAACUUGAACUGGACACGAACUCCGUGAGCAGAGAACUCAAACUGUCCGACAACAACCGGAAGGCGACACGCGUGAAGGACGAGCAGCCGUAUCCGGAUCAUCCACACAGAUUCGACGUCCGGGUUCGCCAGCUGCUGUGCAGAAACGCUCUGAGCGGCCGGUGCUUCUGGGAGGUGGACUGGAGCCGAGAAGCCGACGUCUCGGUGAGUUACGGAGGAAUCAGGAGGAAGGGCGUCACCAAAGAGUGCCGGUUUGGGAUGAACGACCAGUCCUGGAGUCUGAGCUGCUCGGAUGGAGGCCACUCCGUCUGGCACGGCGGCAGGAGGACGUCCACCUCCUCGUCCUCGUCCUCCUCUGGCAGAGUGGCGGUGUAUGUGGACAUUCCCGCUGGCUCUCUGUCCUUCUUCAGAGUGUCCUCCGACUCUCUGGUCCACCUCUGCACCUUCAGCACCGCCUUCACUCAGCCGCUCUACGCCGGGUUUGGACUCUGGUCCUCCGGUUCUUCGGUGAGUCUGUGUCCUCUGUAGGACGGACGGUCUCUGUCUCUGACUGCAGGAAGGGGGAGGCGCCUAUCACGAGGUGGGAGGGGCCUAUCAGAAGGAGGAGCUUAUGAAAAUGCAGCUCCAGUAAAGCUGUGACGACUUCUUUGUUCCAUCUUGUGUUUGUUGCCGUUUCGCUGUUGUUGUUUCUAGAAAUGUUCGUUCAUCAAGUAAUAAAGUCAAAGACACGCUGAC
Salarias fasciatus (jewelled blenny) is the source of this 3467-nucleotide messenger RNA. RefSeq names its product NLR family CARD domain-containing protein 3-like. The record is from RefSeq and is a predicted model, not a curated record. Bases 249 to 3260 code for a protein of 1003 amino acids. Gene Ontology annotation, molecular function: protein binding. NCBI's taxonomy places the organism in Eukaryota, Metazoa, Chordata, Actinopteri, Blenniiformes, Blenniidae. The transcript is spliced from 7 exons.